This is a messenger RNA of Folsomia candida, 2280 nucleotides long. RefSeq lists its product as uncharacterized. Bases 915 to 2039 code for a protein of 374 amino acids. The transcript is spliced from 6 exons. The record is from RefSeq and is a predicted model, not a curated record. Lineage: Eukaryota; Metazoa; Arthropoda; Collembola; Entomobryomorpha; Isotomidae.
GACCUCCACUGUAAGUAUUAAUCUAAUUUGCUCAAUUGAUUUAUUACUAUUAAAUAAAUACAUAUUACCUUGUACAAUUAACACCAGUUAGUCUUUCAGACAUGCCUCCUCCGCUGAUCUUAACCAUUUAAACAUUUCUUAUCUCACCUUUUCUACUGCAGCCGACAAGUGCAUACAUAACUAACGUUUUGCCAUCCUCCGCGUUCAGAAUUCAUAAAUUCCACUGCUUCCAUAAGCAAAUACAAUGGUUUCGGACAUCACAAUACAAAUUUUCGUACUAUCAAUUGUCCCUUCGAUACUGGGCGACACUUCUCAGCUCAGGUCAUCCUAUGGACAAACUUGUAACCAGACAAUGCCUUGCAAAGCUGACUCUAAUCUUGUGUGUUCCAAAGAGUCUAAAACCUGCUCCUAUAUCCACCCUGGGGACAUGCAGUUUGACUCUAAUCACGACCGUUGCGUCAGACUCGUCAGGACAGAAGGAUGCACGUACAGACAUAAAUAAUUAUGGAAAUAGUAUCACAAAAAAUUUAAAUUUGCCGCAAUAUUUUAACCAUAUGUAGCUCCGAAACUGCAUCCUGCGUACAAGGCGCCAUCUGUGUUUCGUAUUACAGUUCACAUUGUGAAUGUCCCCGAACUCAUUAUGAGAAUCCGGAAACUAGAACCUGCGUCCCCGCUAAAGGUGUUCAAAAUACAUGUGCGUCUCACGUGGAAUGCGACUGGACUAGGGGCUUGGCCUGCGUGGAGGGAAAGUGCAACUGUUUUGCCCCAGAUGACAUGGAAUUUGACGAUAAACUUGGCGAAUGUAAAAUCAAACUUGGCCACAAGUGCUCAGGUCUUGCACAAAAUUGGAGAAAUACUUGGGAAAAUAUACCGCUUUUUAAUAAAAGAUAAAUACCAAAGCCGGCCGUCACAAAAUGAGUUUCCAUAUAUUCAGCAGAAGAACGGAAUCCAAUAUCAUGUCCGUUUUCAGUUCUUCGAUCUGUGCCAAAAGAUCCGGUUGUGAUCUGGUAGCCAACAUUUGCACGGAAUGCGGUUCAUCGCCAUCUCAUCAAGAUUGUUUCUGCCCAGAAGACAAGUAUUUGAACGAAACGAGUGGAAGAUGCAUCUGGCGAAGGGCUCGAAACGAAUCAUGUCUCCGGGACCGAGAAUGCCGCCAGCUGCUGAUUUGUCGAGAAGGGACGUGCACUUGUAACGAGGCAAUUGCCCUGAUCAGUCCAAUAGAUUAUACUCCACACUCAUUUGGGGAGUACUCGAUUAAUAAAGGAGAUUGUGUCGCAAAAGUUGGGGGCUACUGCCUCCCGAGAAGCGCAUACACUGUCUUAGACGGUCCAGACGAUCGGUUACCCUCCUUCUGCCGAGAUGGCGCCAUUUGUGGGGAAGACCAGAAGUGUGCCUGUCCAAGAAGUAUGCCCCCAAUGAGGGGUGGAUACUGUGGGAGGAACUAUGACGAUUGGUGCAGUUUACUGGAGCCGUGUCAGGACUAUUUAAUUUGCUCCAGUGUGGAGGAUGACCAUUUAGUAAAAUGUCGCUGUCCCGGUACGAAUUACCAGUUUCAUGAAAACUCUAAUUCUUCCGAGGGUUGUCCAGGAAUUUGUAUAAACCGCCAUGUCGUAGGAAGGCGAUGUACCGUAUCGGACGGGGAGGAUCCUUGUGUUAAUAACUCACAUUGUGUGGUGCAGCCUUCAUCAAACGGUUCGAUUGGGAUUUGUGAAUGCAAGCCGGGCUUCGUUGAGAAUUCUGAGCACCACUGCGAUAUUGAGCACGGGUUUCCUUGGGACUAUGACAAUCGUGCGGAACGAUGUGACAAAGUGGCCGGGUUGAAAUGUCGGAUUGUUCCAAAAUGUGAAAAUGGGAAGCGAACGGCCGAACUUGUUCAGGUUUGCAGUUGUCCCGAGCUAGAAGAUAUCUAUGAACCUGUGACCCGCAAGUGUCUCCCGCCAACCCGGGAAAAUAUUGCCAGGUCUACGACAAGUGGUCUAAAUUGCUACGAAUCUAUUGAGGACAAUAUUGGAUUCAGCUCGUGCACAGUAAGAGGAUAGUGUAGGAUACUCGGAUUAUCUAAAAUUUACUUGCAAAUUUGUAUGCAGAUAAAUAAAUAAUUGAUGAUUUAAUAAAUAGUAACUACAUAUGUGUAUAAAUUGCUCCUAAAUACAAUCAUUAAUUAGCGAAACAAUUUGUAAGAUUGCUACGUCUGUCUGCCUGCUGGUCAGAUAACUAAUGAAUCUUGUAUAUUUUCCUAAAAACCUAGCAUGGGUAAGAUAAGGGUAAAUCUACUGUAAA